AUGAUUGGAAGGUUUGAAAGCAACAGGACCAUCGGGAUACUCUCUCGAGCCGAGAAAGGAGGCUAUGGCGUUCUGGCACAAGCAGUCUAUGACAUGCCACAGGCUCGAGGUCUGAUCUCAGCUGCAGAACGGGCGCGAAGUCCAGUCAUUCUACAGAUGCUGCCCCGCACCCUGGCGUGGGGAGGUAAACUCUUCCUGCAGUACUGCCUCGCCUUGGCGGCACACUCGGCAAUGGUCCCAGCGGCUGUCCAUCUGGACCAUGCACGAGACGCCAAAGAUAUCAACUUUGCUUUGGAUCUCGCAGAGGAUGGAGUCAAGUUCGACAGCAUCAUGAUCGAUGCGUCCGAGGCGCAGGUGACAUCUUUCAGUUCUCCAAGCGUUCUGCCUGUGCUGACGACGGUGAAGACAGACGAAGAGAAUAUUUCACGGGCCAAACCAUUCAUCGAACGCGCCCACAGGCUAGGGAUCCCCGUCGAAGUAGAACUCGGCCGGGUGUCCGGUUCAGAACAGGGGAUCGGAGAAGUUCCUGUUGGAGCGCUCAUCAACGCCUCGAAAGCGGAACACUUCAUGGACGCCUUGAAGAAUCUCCAAAUCAAAUUCAAAGGGACCAUCCCGUUGUGUCUCCACGGUACAGGUGACCUCCCACCUGAUCUGUUCAGAGCAUGCAUUGCGAACGGGGUCAGCAAAGUCAACCUCAAUUUGCAAACCAGGGAAGUGUACACGAAAGUCCUCGGAGAUGCCAUCACAACAGCGCCCUUGCCCGAUGCGAUAGAAAAGUCGGAAGGGGCGUUUUCGAAAGCUUGCGAGGAGUUCUUCACGAUUCUUGGUUCGGCAGGCAAGGCUAAUUUGGAGAGGAACUAG
Molecule: messenger RNA, 861 nt
Organism: Coprinopsis cinerea okayama7#130
Lineage: Eukaryota; Fungi; Basidiomycota; Agaricomycetes; Agaricales; Psathyrellaceae
Exons: 5
Coding region: 1-861 (286 amino acids)
Biological process (GO): carbohydrate metabolic process
Molecular function (GO): zinc ion binding; aldehyde-lyase activity
Source: RefSeq, a predicted model, not a curated record